AUGUCUGGACUCUUCAGCUCAAGUGAGAAAUCCGCUGUUCCUGAGCAAGCACCUACCCAACCCGCUCAAACCGAGAAGCCCAAGCCUUGCUGUGUCUGCAAACCCCAGAAGACCUCCCGUGAUGACUGCAUGCUGUUCUCCAAGUCCGACAAUCCCGAACAAGAGUGCAAGUCUACAAUUGAGCAGUACAAAGCGUGCAUGGCUGGAUAUGGCUUCAAAGUCUAG
This is a messenger RNA of Penicillium nucicola, 225 nucleotides long. Its product is annotated as copper metallochaperone COX17. The record is from RefSeq and is a predicted model, not a curated record. Gene Ontology annotation, biological process: mitochondrial respiratory chain complex IV assembly. Gene Ontology annotation, molecular function: copper chaperone activity; copper ion binding. NCBI's taxonomy places the organism in Eukaryota, Fungi, Ascomycota, Eurotiomycetes, Eurotiales, Aspergillaceae. Gene Ontology annotation, cellular component: mitochondrial intermembrane space. Bases 1 to 225 code for a protein of 74 amino acids. The transcript is spliced from 3 exons.